AUGUAUAACAAAUUAACAACCAUCAUAAUCAACAUUUCAAUUCUAUUUAUUUUAUUUUCAAUUUUUAAUGUUGGAAUUGCUACCAAUUUACAACUUUAUAAAAAGACUGGUAAUUCAUGGUAUACAGUUCUCGAGACCAGCUCCUCUUAUUUGAGCUACACCAUUCAAAUACCAAAAGGAAAUACCGAGUCUUUUCAUGUCAUCAGAAAUAGUGACUUUAUCGAAUAUAACAAUAGUCUCACCAUUGCCAGUGCUGCAGCCCCAGAGUCGUAUGAUCUAACAAUGAACGGAAAAACACAUGAAACGGCCACAGACGAUAAUCCUUUUUAUUAUUGGUGGGGAUGUGCAACAGAUGCAAUUUACUUUGAUAUCAAAAACACAAACCUUUUAACCAGUGGUGAUUUUAUUAUCAAGGUUCGAGCCUUUGGUGACAAGGUUGUACAGUGUACAUCACCUGGACCAUCAUCAUCAUCAUCUAGCAGUGGUAAUCCAAUCCCAAAUACAUCAGGUUUAACAUCUGGAACAAAAGAUUCCUCUGAAGGAGGCCUUGUUAGAAAAGACCAAUGGGAGAAAUCCCAAUCCAAUCAACUAAAAUUGUUGUGGUUAGUUUUGGUCUUUUCAACUUUUCUAUUCAGAGGGGUAUCAUACCUCUACCUCUUUGUACUUGGCUCCUUUAAAGUGAUGAUGGUCUAUUUAGAGCUUACUGUUUAUUUCAAACAACAACAACAACAACAACAACAUUACAUUCGACAAUUACAUCACAAACAAACAGAAAGCCUUAGAGACAUUCAAAAAGGUUCAACCUUUUUGCACAAACAACAAGCACAUAUGUGUGUGUAUUGCAAUAUUGGUAUUAAUACCACCACAUCACAUACAUAUAUAUGUCAAGAGAGAGUGGACAAUUUUGAUCCUAUGAAUCAAAUUGAUAACAAAGGUGGAAUACCACCAAUAAAGAUAACAUAUGAUUCCAAUUCAAUUAGUGGACAUGCAAUCAAUGGAGGUAUAAGUGGAAAGGGUAACAACAAACACCUUAAAAAGACACUUGGCAACUACAACAAUGGAGUGGAUGCAGAGAAUUCCAUCAUCGAAGACAAUGCUACGGUGCUAGAGGUUUGGUUAGAGUCGAAUCAAGCACUCUUUUCCAAUGUAUCACAGACCUCUAUCUAUGUAUCGAUCGAUUCCGACAGCAACCGUAUCUCUGCCGUUCUCAACACCAAUCCCUACACGUCAGUGACAAAGAUUAAAAAGCAUAUCGUAGUCUAUAGCAUUCUCUUGGAGGGAAUGGGAAGAAACACUCGUCAUAUUCGCACACUUCUUUUGGCACAACCUUUACCCAACUCUUCUGCUUCUUCGAGUAACAAUGGUACUCCAAACAAUGGAUCACCGCAUCUCGGUACCUCUUCACCUGUAUCAUCGUCACCUCCAACUUCCAUGUCACUAUUGACACCCAACGGAAGUACAGGGAGCAUGUCGAGUGAGACUGCCUCAUCAACAUCAUCUCUACCAUCACUCAUCAAAGAGUCACAUGAGCAACAGGCAUCGUCAUCAUCGACCACGACAACCACGUCAACCACCACAACGACGACGCAACAACCAAUUCUCCAGUUUUUCAAUAAUGUCAUCCAAAAGGUGUCUACGGCCAGUAGCAAUGGUCCAUCUGGGGGAGCAGCAACCGACAUGCAAUAUCUCCUCACCCAAUCCAUUCAAAAAGCCUUGUAUAGUUUUGUUAAUAGUAUUCAAAGUGAUAGACUCUUUUACAAUCAAGUCAUCUCUUAUAAAAAGAAUGAAGGAAUGUAUUUACCAAUGUUGUAUUUAAACAAGAAUUAUCACCAAACAGGUGUCACUCCCUCCUCUUCAUUCUCCUCUCAACUUUGUCAUUUAAAUCAAUCAAAUCUUCAACUCUCUCAACAACAACAACAACUAAAUGGUGCAGAAGUAUCAAACUCACCAUUGUUUCAACAUUUAAAUAUGGGUCACUUGACAAUUCCAACUACCUCUAUCUCUCAACAACAACAAACAAUGUCAUUAUCUUUAUCACCUAUGGUUGGAAGUCCAUCCAAUCCAACUUAUCUAGUAUCAUCAUCACCGUCAUCAUUGGCAAUGGAGGUUCCAUCAUCAUCGUCUCAUCCAGAAUCUAGUAGUAGUGAUGAAAUGAUUGUUGCUGAAUCUGUUUCAUCAGUUUGUUCUGAAUCACCUUCUGUUGUAUCAACAUCACCCUCAUCUCAUUCUAGUUAUUCAAAACCUACACUUCAACUACCAUCCAACUCUAUUCAUAAUAUCAUUCCAAACAAUCCCCUUUUUACACCUAAAAAGCUUACUCCUAUACUCUCCAAUUUAAUUACUCUUGGUGGUUCAAGAGGUACUCUAACUUCAUCAAGUAGUAGAGUUAAAAUUGAUCAACCAAAUGAUCAUGAUAAUCGUGAAAGUAAUAAUAACAGUAAUAAUAAUAAUAAUAAUAACUCAACGACGACUGCGACGACGACGACGACAACAUCGACAGCAUCAAUUACAAUCCCAACAAUAACAACAACCAACAAUAUUACCAAUACCCCUUCUACUACGACGACGACUAUUCCUACUACUCCAACUCCAUCAAUAACUGUAUCAGUUUCAGUUUCAGAAUCACCUUCUUCAUCUGAAAGUUUACCAAACUUUGUUGCUUCAUCACCUUCAUCUACUACUAAUAUACUACUAAAUAAUAAUACAUCUUCGAGCAACUUCCAAAUGGUAAAACCAAGGGCAAUUGGAAUAUCAAAAGAAUUGAUUGGAGAGAAGCCAUCAAUGUCAGUAUACCAAUUGGAUGAUAAAAAGGGAGCAGCCAUCAUUUCUUCACUCUAUGGAUGGGACUAUGAAAAAAAGGAAAGAUCUGGUGAACCAUUUGCCGAUGCUUUUUGUUUAAAUUCAAAUACUCAUCCAAGUUUAAAGGCUGCUUUAACUAUUGCCGAUGGUAGUGGUCUUGGUGCCGAUCCACAUCGUGCUGCAACAUUGGCUGUUUUAGGUGCAAAUGAAUAUAUUGAAAAAUUAGGGUCAAUUGAAAUUACAACAACCAAUGAUUUAUUAACUAUUAUUGGAAACUCUAUUUUGGAGGGUCAUAUGAGAAUUAUCGAUGACGAGUUUUAUCAUCAACAAGAGAUUCAUGUUGAACCAAAAGGUGCAACCACCAUGUGCAUUGGAUUUGUAGGACAAACAAAAGGUCCAUCAUCUAUUCAAACUUUUAAUACUUUACCUAUCAUCAAUCAUAACAAUAAUGAGCAAUCUAACAACAAAUCAACAAAACAAUCUUAUACUAGACCCUUACCUGCCAUUCCAUCAAAAUCAAAGUUAUCAUCAUCAGAACCAAUUACAAUUGAUCAAGAUAUCAAUAAUAAUAAUAAUAAUAAUGGAGCAGGUGGUAGAAGAAGUUCAAUACAAUCUAGUACAGAUAGUAUGGAUAGUAGUUUUGGAACUGGCACAACUGAUGGCAGUGGAGAUUAUAACCCUGCAGGUGUAAUUCCACUUCCUGCCAUCUUGGAAGAAGAAGAUCAACACCAUCAACAACUACAACAACAACAACAACAACAACAAGUUGAAAACCAACCAAUUUCACCAAGAACUGAAACCGAGGCAGAGAUUAGUAGUAACUUUACAAAUGAUAGUGGUUUAAUUAAAACUGAUUCAAGUUUAAUUAGAGUUUUUGAUCAAUUAAUUGGUCAAACUUAUAAUGACAAUGAAUAUAUUAAUAAUAAUAAUGAAGAACAAUUGGUAGUAACAUCAGAGGAUGAACAACAACUAAAUAAUAAUAAUAAUAUCAAUAAUGAAGAACAACAACAACAAAAUAAUAAUAAUAAUGAAGAACAAAAUAAUACUAAUAAUCAAAAUAAUAAUCAAAAUUUAUCAACCUCAUCACUAUCAAAAUACUUACCACCAAACAAACCAUUACCUCCACCACCACCAAGAAACUAUUCAAUUAGUUCAACUCUUACCUAUACCAAAGCAUCAGUUGGAACUAAAAUCUCAACUUCACCAUCACCCAAUGAUAUGUUGUUGACAAACAAGAUGAUGUCAUCACCACAAUCAUCAACCGCUUCACUAUCAUCUGUACCAUCGUCUCAAAGAGGAGGACAAGGAUUUUUCAUGGUUGGAUCAGUGGGUGAUUGUCGAGCUUUUAGAUGGUCAUCCACGUCCAAAAAGGUUACAGAAGUGACCAAUUUCAAAUCUAGUAGAAAUUUUAAUGAUGCAGGUGGACAGAUUGGUUGGAUGUGGGGAGGUGGUGAUGACAGACAUUGGCCUUAUGAAGCUAGUGAAUAUCCAUCCGAUCAAAGACCAGAACUCAAAGAACAACUUGUCCGUGCUAGAAAUGAUAAAUCAAGACCUCAUCUUAAAAAUCUUCAUUUUGGUUUAAUCAUGGUUAAUCCUGGUGAUAGAGUAUUUAUUGCAUCUGAUGGAGUAACAGAUAAUUUCUUGACAAUUAAUCCAGCAACACAAGGAGUUGAAGAAAACAAAAAGGCAGGUGCCAAAGAUGAAAUUGAAGCCAAUAUUACAGCCUUUUUAAAGUCACAACCCGAAGAGGUACUUGUUAGCUGUGAGUCAAUGUGCCAAGCAAUCAUUACCCAUUGUAUAGAAAAGACCCAAACCUUUAGAGGAAUACAGGAAGAGAUGAGCAGAUCACUUGUCAAAAUGAAGGAAAUAGAAAAGAGUGGUGACGUUGACAUUGGAGUCGACUCUACCUACCAACAAUGUAAAAAGAAUUAUUCAAAAUUGGCCAAUAGUGUUAGAAGUUUAAAGAUGGGUAAACCUGAUCAUUCUUCAAUUGUCAUGUAUGAAGUUUAG
This is a messenger RNA of Cavenderia fasciculata, 4809 nucleotides long. Its product is annotated as protein phosphatase 2C-related protein. The coding region runs from base 1 to 4809 and encodes 1602 amino acids. Lineage: Eukaryota; Evosea; Eumycetozoa; Acytosteliales; Cavenderiaceae. The transcript is spliced from 8 exons. The record is from RefSeq and is a predicted model, not a curated record.